AUGUCAUCCGAUCCAUUACCACCUCUCAAAGACAUCCGAGUCCUUGAACUGGCUGGUUUAGCCCCAGCUCCUUUUGCCGGCCUCCUCCUAGCCGACUAUGGCGCCUCCGUCCUACGCAUCGACCGCCCACAUCCACAGGCACAUUCCAAUCCCCCGGGCACCCUUCCCCCUGAGACCUCUGACUCUCUAACCCGACACAAAACCUCCAUAAGCAUUGACCUCAAAUCUCCUGCAUCGCUCGCCCUUCUUCUCUCCCUAAUCUCCCACGCAGAUAUCCUAAUCGACCCAUUCCGGCCUGGUGUCCUCGAGAGACUCGGCCUAUCGCCCACAGAUAUGCUCCUAAAAAGGAACCCGCGUCUCAUCGUCGCCCGCAUGGCAGGCUUCCGCCGUGAUGGGAAGUACAAGGACAUGGCUGGCCAUGAUAUCAAUUACAUUGCCGUCUCAGGCGUGCUGGCCCUGCUGGGGCGUGCCGGUGAACGGCCCUAUCCACCGGGCAACAUUGUCGGUGACUUUGCGGGAGGGGGCGCCAUGUGUUUCCUCGGCAUCUUGCUUGCACUGCUUUCGCGCCAUCGUACGGGGAAGGGCCAGGUGGUCGAGGCAAAUAUGGUAGACGGGUCAGCCUACCUAGCUACAUUCCCAAGGUUAUUGCAGAAGAGGCCGAUGUGGGGUUCCCCGCGCGGUCAAAACGUUCUUGAUGGCGGAUGUCCCUACUACGACACCUACGAGACGAAGGAUGUGGGCAAGUACUUUGCCGUCGGCGCGUUAGAGUCGGAAUUUUUUGCGGCGCUGCUGAAAGGAUUAAGCUUGAAGUUGGAGGAUAUCUUGCCACCGGGCUCUAGUGGAUUACGUGAGGAUCCUAGCACCUGGCCGUAUAUGCGUGACGUGUUUACAAGGAGGUUCAAGGAGAGGACGCGAAGGGAGUGGGAGAGUAUCUUUGACGGGACCGAUGCAUGUGCUACCCCAGUGCUAGAAAAUGAGGAGUUAGAAGAGGGCGGGUAUGAGCAGCGCUUAGCGGUGGGAUUGUCGGAGACCCCAGGUCUGGGAUUUACGAAUGAGGAGGGCGGUUGGUCGAGUGAUGGAUUGAGCCCCAGUAAGGGUGGGGAGAUGAUGUUGGCGGAUUGGUGUGGGUGGGUUAGGGGAAAGGAGUAUGAGGUUAAAGACGGGGCGUUGGUGAAGGUUGGAAGGUCGAAGUUGUAG
Messenger RNA from Histoplasma capsulatum G186AR, 1197 nucleotides. Its product is annotated as isopenicillin N-CoA epimerase. Gene Ontology annotation, molecular function: catalytic activity. The record is from RefSeq and is a predicted model, not a curated record. NCBI's taxonomy places the organism in Eukaryota, Fungi, Ascomycota, Eurotiomycetes, Onygenales, Ajellomycetaceae. The coding region runs from base 1 to 1197 and encodes 398 amino acids. The transcript is spliced from 2 exons.